AUGACUGAUCAAUGUGAUAUCAAGAAACUGGAGAAAGUGUGGAGGCUCGCAAAGAAACUGUUCUCUAAGGUAAGGAUCAUCGUCCCCAGACGUGAUCUCAGACUAGACCUAGUAUACGACCUGGUUAAUCAGACUGUUGGUGUUCACAUGUAUUAUGUAGGUACCACAGCUCUGUUACUCAGGAAUGGUAUUGAUCAUCUUGUCAAGUUCCCUCAUGAAAAGAAAAGAUCAGAAAUUAAGUUUCUUCUUGUCACAGUUUCACUCCUAGAGGUUUACGACCUGACCAAAAGUGUGAGUGCGGAAGUUGUGAUCCGCAUCCCAGCUGAGAGAGUGCGUGACCAGGACGGUUACUACCGGCUUGACUACUGGCCUCCCCAGGGCAACCCUCUGCCCAACUCCACCUUCACGCCCACACAGGUAUCCGAGGGCAUCCAGCUGACCAGAGCACUCCCGGGCACCAAGUACGACUUUCAACUUUACUACACCAACGCCACCAUCAACGACUACCCCACCUGGACCGCCUCCAUCACUACAGUGCCGUCGCCACCAAGCAACCUGAGCAUCCAGGUGAGGGGAGGUAAGAAUGCCUUAGUCAGCUGGGAUCCUCCUGUUAUCGGUGGCUACUCUGGCUUCAAGCUCAAGGUCAUCCCACUCUCCGAGCCCCAGAACAGCAACCGCAACGUAGGCAUCUCUGAGGCGCAGCUGCCCUUCAACCUACGGGAACUCACCCCCGGCGCCUCCUACGAGCUCCAGCUCUACACCGUGUACGAGUAUAAGGAAAGCGCCGCCUACAUAUCUUCCAAUUUCACCACCCGUAAGUCUUCCACCAGUUCUCUCCUCUCAUUUAUGCUAUAA
Molecule: messenger RNA, 855 nt
Organism: Cherax quadricarinatus
Lineage: Eukaryota; Metazoa; Arthropoda; Malacostraca; Decapoda; Parastacidae
Source: RefSeq, a predicted model, not a curated record